Messenger RNA from Entamoeba invadens IP1, 807 nucleotides. RefSeq lists its product as hypothetical. The transcript has 2 exons. The record is from RefSeq and is a predicted model, not a curated record. The annotation marks the transcript as partial. NCBI's taxonomy places the organism in Eukaryota, Evosea, Mastigamoebida, Endamoebidae.
AUGUCCAAACUUGAUAGCUAUCACGUCAUGAUUGUCUCAAAGUAUUUCGAAACCAUUAAGGACUUUAUUCGUCUUGAAUUUGUAUGCAAAAAGUUCAAAAGUAAUAUGGAAAAUCCAGACAAUGAACAAUAUGAAGAUGUCAACGAAGAUAUAGUAACUGAAAUAGAAAAAACGUUUUAUCGGAUCAUAGUGUGGUUUAGUGUUGAUUAUAACACUUUUAACAAAAACAAAAAUCGCAACUUUGUAUUCAAAUGUGUGACCUACUCAGAAUACUACAAUACCAAUUGUAGCAGUAACAUCCCAUUAAAUGUAACAACAAUUGAAGAUGGCUGUUUUGAUAAAUAUAAAACUUUGGAAAGUUUUAAGAUUCCAUCAAAUGUGAAAUCAAUUGGCAAAUAUUGUUUUCGUGAUUGCAGUAGUCUCAGUAAUGUGGUACUACCAUUAAUAUUGACAUCACUUGGUAGUGAAUGUUUCAGUGAUUGCACCAGUCAAAGAAGUGUGGUUAUACCAUAUUGUGUGCCAUCACUCGGUUAUCAUUGUUUUGCUUGGUGCAGCAGUUUGAGUAGUAUAACAAUACCCACAAGUGUAACAUCACUUAGUGAAGAAUGUUUCUAUUCGUGCACAAGUUUGAAGAGUGUUGAUAUCCCAUCAAGUGUGUCAUUAAUUGCUAGACGCUAUUUUAGUGAAUGUCAUAGUUUGACAAGUGUGACCAUACCAACAAGUGUGUCGUCACUUGAAAAUGGAUGUUUUGAUGGAUGUGUGUGUCUGAGUGGUGUGAUUAUCCCAUCGAGUGUGACAAAACUUGAU